UGAAAUUCGCACAGUGCCCCCUAGAGGUUUUACGUACUUCCGGUUUGCUCCAUCCGCCAUUUUGUUUUACACCGUUCAAGGGUAUCGUGUGCAGAGUCAACUUCAGCCUCAGCUGACAAGCAUGUACCGCUUCGCCAAAGCUGCUCUAAACCUCAGUGGACAAGCCAGCCGCCAGGUUGCUGUGCGACAUGCUUCUUCAGGCGCAUCCCGGGAGUUCCAUGCGAAGUACGGCAUGCCACUGCUGAUCAGUGGAGCAACAUUUUGUACUGCAAUCUGGGCCUACGUGAUCACAUCAACUGGCAUCUCAUGGAAUCUGUCUCCAGUUGGCAAGGUCCAACCUAAGGAAUGGAGGGAGUAAUGGGAACACCACAUUUAGAAAUAUCCUGAAACCUUGUGAACCUUUCCAUUUUGUUAAAGGAUAUGCUUUACACCUAAACCCUGUUGGUCUGAUGUGUCUGUAAAAAUGUAAUAAAUUAAAUAUAAAUACA
Molecule: messenger RNA, 488 nt
Organism: Pangasianodon hypophthalmus (striped catfish)
Lineage: Eukaryota; Metazoa; Chordata; Actinopteri; Siluriformes; Pangasiidae
Product: cytochrome c oxidase subunit 7B, mitochondrial
Exons: 3
Coding region: 122-358 (78 amino acids)
Biological process (GO): mitochondrial electron transport, cytochrome c to oxygen
Source: RefSeq, a predicted model, not a curated record